CAAACAAUUUAGCAGGAGACAUGAAACGCGCAGUAGGUUGUGCAUUGCUAGUGGCUAGCGGCAACAUUGGUGGAAUGAUAUCCUCACAUUUGUAUAGAUCUCAAGAUGCGCCGGACUAUAAGUUUGGAAAUGCUAUUUCUAUACUUUGUUUAUUUAUUGCUAUAGCCUUAUCAAUAAUUUUAUACUAUUUAUUAUAUGGAAUCAAUACACUUAAAGUUAUGAAUCCAGAACGAUUUUUAAAAGGAAAAAAUGAGGAGGAGGCCCUGCUUUUGGGAGACAAUCAUCCAUCAUUUAUUUAUAGUUUGUAA
Messenger RNA from Racocetra fulgida, 308 nucleotides. Lineage: Eukaryota; Fungi; Glomeromycota; Glomeromycetes; Diversisporales; Gigasporaceae. The record is from the annotation of a GenBank genome assembly.